GCUGGCAGCUACUUUUUGCGCUGCUCGCUGCUGCCGCUUCUGCUCGGCUAAGCCAAAUUAAACCUGGCCCAAACGGCCGGCCACUGUCCACCAGUUGGCCACUUUCGCGCGCGUUCCAGCCAAGUGCACUUUGCCAGCCGAAAGCCGAAACACUGCUGCAGUCUUUUUUGCCCGCGUCCCAUCCGAUCCGCGAAGAAUUCUGUCGCAAAGUGCAAUGCAUUUUCGCCAUUCCGCAAGUGCAGCUGCUCCCCCAGCUCGCGGUAUCACAAUUAAAAAGCGAGCGGAGUGAAGUCGCAAAUUGUUAUCACCACACGUCUUGGCCGGAAAAAAAAGGAAGCAAGCAAGCCCUCGGAAAGGGUCGAAAAUUGGUCAAGUGUCAAUACAUUCGAGGCCGUAAUAACGUGUUUUUGUGCGUUGCUGUAAGAUUAUUGUGAUCACGAUCACGAUCACGAUCACAAUCAGCUAAGUGAUUGCAAGUGAACGAAUUUUGAGGAGCUAAUUACGCGAAUUUAAAUUUAAAUGGAGCGUUCUGAAGAUCGCCCAAUGCUAAACUACACCAAAAAGUGAAUAAAUCUGUCAACGAAAACAAUAUCAGCAAUAAUUAAUUGACCAGUGAAAUAGAUUGCCUGGAGCCCCCAAGUGAAAUUUAAUUAGAAAAACGCUUCGCAGGACCGUCACUCGAAGGUGCUUAAAUGAUUAUGCAUGGUACCUGGUACAAGGGACCUCAGUUGGCGCAUCAUCCUCAUUCGAAUCCGCACAACAGCUCGCUCGGCCACAGUGACUACCACCAGUUCCGCUCGUACCCCUCGUUUGUUGUGACACCCUAUCACGAUGGCCAUGUCCAGGGCCCGGCCACGCCCACUCCCUGCCCGGCCCCGUCAACGCCCUGCAACGGUCCACUUCCAGUUCCAGUUCCAGUUUCAGUUUCGGUUCCCGUCUGCCAGGCCGGCGGCCAGGGGUCGCCAGUAAUCGUCGAGGGCUCCUUUGCCGCCGCAGCCGCCUCCUCCUCCACCACCGUCGGAGGAUCCAGCGCCACGCCCCUCCUGCCCAGUCCGCCCAUCAAGAUCGAGCAGGUCUUCGGCGAGCCUUCUUCCCUGGGAGCCGUCGUAGAGGACUACGCGCUGAGCCUGGACUGCCCCGUGGAGCACACGUUUCGGAAGCCGCACAGCAACAACAACGGCUACUCGUGGUCCAGCAGCAACAACAACGAGGUUGUCAGCAACAACAACCACCACCCAGCAACUCCACCCACUCCGCCCAGCGAAACCAGCGCCACCCAAGCGACUUCAGUGUCCGCAAUUAAUUUGAAUCAAGCCCAACCCGCAUCACAGGCGCGUCCAAACUUUGGCAGCUCCGUAAAGUCACCACCAACAGAAGCGGACGCGGUCACAGCCGCCACGUGCAAAAGUCAGGAGAGCUCCAGCUCGAAUCCGCCCCCCGGCCCCACCCACAACCCCGAUCCCAGUGCGGCUCAGACCGCCAGCUCGAACCCCACGGCCGCUGCCGUGGCCGCCGCUGCCGCCGCCGCCGCCGCCGCUGCCAACAUGCCGAUCGGCGGCGUCCAGGGCCAGAACCCCACCCAGGGCCUGGUCCACUGGAUGAGCGCCGUGAUGGCCGAGCACAUGACCGGCCAGACGCACCACGAUCCCACGGGCGCCGUGGGCAUGCACUACAUGUGGAACGGCAACGUUGACCAUGCCAAAGACAUAAGCGAUUACAAUCUUUGGCCGCCAACGCCGCGCAGUCAUCAGCAUGCCAGCGAGCAUCAUCCGAUGUCCCUGAAGCAGGAGUACGAGGCCAAAAUGAACGAUCACCACCACAACAGUCUGCAGAAAGGUCACUUUCUGGAUGACAAUCGUCUGGAGCACCAUGCGGUUACUGGACAAGGUGGCCUGGGUCUGGGUGCAUCCAACGGCACCCUCGGUGGCGGAGGCGGCGGUGGUGGCUCCGUGGGUGGCAGCUCCAGCCUGGGCGCCAGCUCGCACCACGCCGCCGCCGCCGCCCAUCAUCACAACCAGGCGGUGGCAGCUGCCUCGGCGGCCCUGCUGGUGGUGCCCCAGCCGAUCAAUGCCAGCAAAAUGGGCGGACCCGGCGGUGUUGCAUCGGGGGCCGGCGGACAUGCCGCGGGCGGUGGCAGCGGACGCAAGUAUCAGUGCAAAAUGUGCCCCCAGAUCUUCAGCUCGAAGGCGGACCUGCAGCUGCACACGCAGAUCCACAUGCGGGAGGCGAAGCCGUACAAGUGCACCCAGUGCUCGAAGGCCUUCGCCAACUCGUCGUAUCUGUCGCAGCACACGCGGAUCCACCUGGGCAUCAAGCCGUACCGCUGCGAGAUCUGCCAGCGGAAGUUCACGCAGCUCUCGCACCUGCAGCAGCAUAUCCGGACGCAUACGGGCGACAAGCCGUACAAGUGCCGGCAUCCCGGCUGCCAGAAGGCCUUCUCGCAGCUCUCCAACCUGCAGUCGCACUCGCGGUGCCACCAGACGGACAAGCCGUUCAAGUGCAACUCCUGCUACAAGUGCUUCUCGGACGAGCCCUCGCUGCUGGAGCACAUCCCCAAGCACAAGGAAUCGAAGCACCUGAAGACGCACAUCUGCCAGUACUGUGGCAAGUCCUACACGCAGGAGACCUACCUGACCAAGCACAUGCAAAAGCACGCGGAGCGGACGGACAAGCGGCCACCGAUUGCGCCGGGCAGUGCGGCGGCCCUUGCGGCGGCCGCCGCCGCCGCUGCCGGCGGAGCGGGCAUACCGGCCAACGGACCGCCGCCCACCAAUCCCAAUCCCCAGCACCAGCGCAACAGCCUGGGCCUGCCACCCGUUUCGAUUGCCCCCAGCGAUAAUGGCUACUGGCCGAAGGUGAGUCCGGACUCGGCCGCCGCAGCCAAUGCCAUGGAGGUGAUGCACCAGCAGCAGCAGCAACAGCAGCAGCAGCAGCAACAACAGCAACAGCAGCAGCAGCAACAGCAACAACAGCAACAGCAGCAGGCGCACCACCACCACACGCAGCACGGAGUCCCGCCUCAGCAACAUGUCCCGCCCCAGCAGCAGCAGCAGCAACAACAGCAACAGCAGCAGCAGCACCACCAUCCGCAGCAGCAGCCGCCCCCGCAGCACAGCAUGGAGGCCCACUACGCACAGCCGACGGCGCCCAAUGGUGCCCAGAGCAACGGACACGGACCGGAGUUGCAGCCCCACCACCGCAUGCCCGAUCCCGUGCGAGAGGAUAUAGUUUCGACUCCCAGUGUCGUGGGUCCCUAUGAUGCCGCAUCUAUAACGAAAACCACCAGCAACUCAGCCUUCACGCCGAUAAACUCGAUGCCGCCGCACCUGAACUCGCUGAGCCACCACCCGAUGGCCCAGCGACCCUAUCUCUACGAUGCCAUCAGCUUCCCGAACAAGAACGUCAACCAGAACAACGCCAACGCGUUCCCCAACCAGCUGAUCUCGCUGCACCAGAUCCGCAACUACGCCCACCAGCCGGCGGGUCUGAUGGCCGGCGAGCAUCUGCUGGGCGUGAGCGUGGGUCCUGGGAAGGACAAGGGGUAGCUGGGGGCCUACUUCUAAGUUCAUGCGGUUCAUCCUUUAGUUCUCCGAUCAGAGACGAGGCGUGCAUUCCUGUACAGUAUUAAUUUGUAGUUAGUCGUAGCGCGUAAAGGGCUUUUGUAACUUUGGUAGAUCUUAUUUCGAUUUAGUUAAGGGUGCUCCUGCGCACCUUAUAAGUAAAACUGUAAAUGGCCAACGAUACGUACUCUAAUUUGACCAACACCGUCCAUGCUUUUGUUUACGCAAUGUCUUGAAAUACGAACACAAGGAAAAGUAUAAAAACUCUGUCCAGCAAACGUUUCCCCAUCAAGUACUUGGUUUUCGUAGACCUCGUCUAUUGUCCCCUGUAAAUAUAAUUGAAAAUUAAUUUAUUUUUGAUGCACAAACGGAUCUCGCAGUCUUGAAUCAAUGGCAGAAGUCAAAAGCUGCAAACUAAGCCGACACUUGUACAUAUAUAUAUACAUCAACCUAAAGGAACUUACCGGCAAACGUAAUUUACACUUAAAUACAAAUCUUCUUAAAUAUAAUUGCUUAGGUGUAUCGUAUUAAAUACAGAUAUUUCUGAGAGAAUCUUCUUGAGAAACAAAACACAGAGAGCGAAAAAAAAUUUAAGUAAUCAAAUGUGUUUACAACUAUAGAUGAAACUAUGCGAUAGAUGAAAACUAUUUUAAAAGAACCUUUUCUAAGUAUAUGUUGGCAGUUGCAGAAACAGAAACAGAAGGAAGAAGACCUAACCGAACAGAGAUGUUGUAUUACGUUUUGGAAAGACUGAAGUGAUCAAAAUUAAUGAAAAAGAAAAGGAAAUUAAGAAAAAUCGAACAUUUUAAAGAGCGUUUUUACCGCAGUUACUAAGCAAACUGAAUGUGUCCUAAACAAUUUCGUACUAAAUGGCAGAAACUAAACCUAAACGUAAAUACGAGUAUGAAAACAUCAAAUGUAAUGUAUUAUUAAAUAAAGUAACCUUAAUUGUAAUCUUAAUCUUAAUCUAAAUCUAACCUAAAUUUAAACUAACCCAUAGUUAGUGUUUAACUCCAGAUUGCAAUCUCAAUGUAAAGACAAGCCCGAAGUGGAACACAAAACAAAAUACCUACAGUUAAGUGAAUAGCAAAAUGAACUCUGAACCACACACACACACGCAUUAAAUAGAAACAUUUGGGGAAUUCAGAUAGCUGAGCUAAAUGAUUAUUUGUUUUACCGUCUAACGAUUACAGAUGAGUACAGUACGAUUUCAAUGGCUAAGAUAUGCAAUUACAAAGAAUAGUUCUCGAUUGGACGACGAUCGCCGAAUAUGCAUACAUACUAAUAUAAUUGUCAAUAGUAGAUGUGUGUUCCUCAGUUGAUGUAAAUUGAUUUCCGAUUAACCACGAACUCAACCCGUAAUAAAGUGAAUUAAAUGUU
Molecule: messenger RNA, 4940 nt
Organism: Drosophila elegans
Lineage: Eukaryota; Metazoa; Arthropoda; Insecta; Diptera; Drosophilidae
Product: zinc finger protein rotund
Biological process (GO): regulation of transcription by RNA polymerase II
Molecular function (GO): DNA-binding transcription factor activity; RNA polymerase II cis-regulatory region sequence-specific DNA binding
Source: RefSeq, a predicted model, not a curated record